AUGAUGGCGCCCGCCAGAGGCGAGGCCAGAGACGCCUACCGCUGCCAGACCCAGAUAUGCCUGAGCCGCAUCUGGCAGUCAUUGACCGCAGAGGAAGACCCGGCCCAGCCGACCUAUCCGCCCAUCUCGAGCAUCCCGCGGACUUCCCCAGAGCGCCUGGCCCAGGCAUCACCCGACAACGAUGCCGACGGCUCAGCCUCGACGAAGCUGUACCUGGCCUACGGCUCCAACCUGAGCGCGCAGACCUUCAUCGGCGUCCGGGGCAUCCGGCCCAUCUCCUCGAUUAAUGUCUCGGCCCCGGCCUUCGACCUGACCUUCGACCUGGCCGGCCUGCCGUACCGGGAGCCCUGCUUCGCCAACACGGCGCCGCGCAAGAACGUGCCGAAGCUGCCGCUCCCCGGCGACCCGCCCACCAAGCCUCCCAUCGACCUGCCGCCUUCAUACUCAGACUACGAUGGGAAGCCCCGGACCGCGGGAGAGAAAGAGGCGGGCCCCGAGGACCCGGCCGUGUCCUUCCCCGCGCUGCCGAUCCGCCGCCCGACCUGGUCCAAGGGCCUGUACGGCGUGGUGUACGAGGUGACGGCGGCGGACUACGCCAAGAUCGUGCAGACCGAGGGCGGCGGGGCGUCGUACCUGGACGUGCAGACGCUGUGCGUCGCGCUGCCGCCGGCGGUGCACGUGCCGGAGCAGCCGCCGAUCCCGGAGCUGCGGCCGUUCCUGGCGCACACGCUGUACGCGCCGCGGCUGCCGGUGGAGGACGAGCCGCCCGCGGACCAGUGGUGGCGGCGCCUGGCGACCCCCGUGCGCCGGCCCGAGGCCGACUACGCCCAGCCCAGCCCGCGCUACCUGGGCCUGCUGCGCGAGGGCGCCGCCCAGCACCACCUGCCCUUCGAGUACCAGGCCUACCUGGAGCGGCUGGAGGCGUACACGAUCACGACGCGGCGCCAGCUGCUCGGCCGCUGGGUGUUCAUGCUCCUGUGGGCGCUGCCGCUGCUGCUGAUCCUCGGGCUCGGCAAGGUGUUUGCGGAUGGCGACGGCAAGGUGCCGUGGUGGCUGGCUCUGUACUCGGGCGCCGUGUUCAACUUGAUGUGGAUCAGUUAUGAUGGGGUCUUCAAGAAGCAUUUCGGGGAUGGCGAGAGAACUAUGGAGGAUGAUGACGACGAUGGGGAUGCACGAGACACAAGGGGAAGGAGUUGGUGGCAGACAGGUAGUGCGAGUCUCGGCGAGAAGAAUAUGCUGCUUGGGGAUUGGUGA
Molecule: messenger RNA, 1254 nt
Organism: Neoarthrinium moseri
Lineage: Eukaryota; Fungi; Ascomycota; Sordariomycetes; Amphisphaeriales; Apiosporaceae
Exons: 1
Coding region: 1-1254 (417 amino acids)
Molecular function (GO): gamma-glutamylcyclotransferase activity
Source: RefSeq, a predicted model, not a curated record